Messenger RNA from Amyelois transitella, 1348 nucleotides. It is a transcript of the gene SelR, whose product is annotated as methionine-R-sulfoxide reductase B1. Bases 129 to 665 code for a protein of 178 amino acids. Gene Ontology annotation, cellular component: cytoplasm. Gene Ontology annotation, biological process: response to oxidative stress; protein repair. NCBI's taxonomy places the organism in Eukaryota, Metazoa, Arthropoda, Insecta, Lepidoptera, Pyralidae. The record is from RefSeq and is a predicted model, not a curated record. Gene Ontology annotation, molecular function: peptide-methionine (R)-S-oxide reductase activity. The transcript is spliced from 4 exons.
AUUUUUAUGACUCUACUCGCACCUAUUGUACCUGUGUGUGACUGCGGAUUGCGAGAUUUUUGUUAUUUAUCUUAUCAGUCUUAUUACUAUUUUAUUGCGUAAUAACAUAGAUACAGGCUAUGUAAGUUAUGCGUUUUUUACUCAGACAUUUCGCUGUAUUCAGACAGGCAGUGCUACCAAAUAGGAAUAUUAGAUUGAGGCAUCCAUUUACAACAGCAUUGGUGUGGAGAGCAAUGGAAGAUAAGGAAGCCUUAAAGAAGCGCUUGACGCCGCUGCAGUAUCAUGUCACACAAGAAGCUGGAACAGAACGACCUUUUACAGGUUGCUUCAAUAAGUUUUAUGAUGAAGGAAUGUAUGUCUGUGUAGUAUGUAGGCAGGAACUAUUUACCUCCAAGAGUAAAUUUGACUCUGGUUGUGGCUGGCCAGCAUUCAAUGAUGUUUUAGCUAAGGAUAAGGUCACAUUGCAUCAAGACACUAGUGCAGUUGGAGCAAAUAUAUUACUGGUUUUAACACGGCCAGGUUUGGUGCGAACUGAGGUGCGAUGCUCGAAGUGCUCGGCUCACCUGGGGCAUGUGUUUGAUGAUGGACCAGCACCCACAAAGAAACGUUUUUGCAUUAAUUCUGCCUCGAUGGACUUCAUACCGGCUGAAGAGAGAAAGGACUAAAAUUUGAAAUUGUCUUGAAAAUUGUGAAUCCUUACGUAUAAGACUGGUCAACAAGAUUUUGUAUCAUCCUCAUAGUUGUAUUUACCAAGAGUCUUUAAGAUGUCGGAUGGAUAUCGAUUAGGUACUUUAUUAUCUAAAUCAUUGUUUAUUUAAAUAGACUUGUUAUCCUUCUUAUUUCACAAUUCGGUUGUCAGCAAUUGUUGGCAGCUAGAUGCUUUAAUUUUGUCCGUCGACCAGUUUAUUGCCGGCUGUUAAAAUGAUAUUAUUAACAUUCUAGAGUAUUAAAGUUUAUAUUUUUUGUACGGAUAUUAUUGCUUACAUUGUAAAAUAUUUCAAUCGUUUGUGGCUUUUUAACAAAAUAAUUUAUUAAGAAAUAAUAAUUUCAAUGUUUGGAUAGAUUUAAAUAUAUUUACUUUAUCCAAAUAAAUUAUAAAUAAUAGAAAGCAGCUUGCAUUUUUAGUUGUAGAAUAUUUAUAGUUAUGUGACUUUAAGGCAACUACUUAAUCGCCUAGUUACCAUAGGUACUCAGUCAUUAUUAUUUUAUUUGUUGUUGAUUUGUUUUGAAUAUUUUAACCGAUGUUCAAAACGUACAAAACUUUUUAUUUGUAUUUUAACUAUUUUGUUGCCAAGUUUGUUUAUAGAUUUAUUCUUAUGGAAAUAUUGUAAUAAAAUAUUUUUGUGUA